Molecule: messenger RNA, 1037 nt
Organism: Ziziphus jujuba (common jujube)
Lineage: Eukaryota; Viridiplantae; Streptophyta; Magnoliopsida; Rosales; Rhamnaceae
Exons: 3
Coding region: 378-848 (156 amino acids)
Source: RefSeq, a predicted model, not a curated record
UAAGCAGGGGAAAGAGUAUGAGCCUCAAAGAAAUGUAAGAUUGAAGACUACGGAGGGAAUAUAAUAAUAAUAUUAUAAGACAGCCGCUUGGCGACAUCCCAAAUUGAAAACGUAGUGGUUGAUCUACAGAUUGGAAUAAGCGAGAAAACCAAGAAAACCACAAAGAGGCGGAGAUUACGAAGUUCAUCGUCUUUGGAAUUACCGUGCAAAUAAGGGAAUGGUGGGUAUGGGUAUCAUAAGGAAACUGUUAAACCAUUGGAAAAGGGCGAAAGUGGGCGAGAGUAAAGAAGAAACAAGGAAGAAAGGAGAAAAAUUAAAAGAGGGAGAACCCAGAACCAAGCUUACCAUCGAGGCUGUUUCUAACAGGCAAUUGGCUCAUGGAAAAUUUGUUUCAAGAGGAGGGAUCACAAUAUGAUUCCCAUUUGCCUAUGUUCCCAGAGGCACCAGUUCGUAAUACUGGUGGGAGAAAUGGGUUGGACGGCGGUUCCUUUAUGGGUAGGCAAAUGUUAGGGGUUAAAAGGUGUCUAAAUGUAGAAAAGGAAAAGAUGUUAAACGCGCUCCAUCUCAAGAAGAAGGCUGAUUUCUCGGGUUGCAACUCGGCUGGUGCAAAAACAGUUCAUGCUUCUGACGACGUUCAUACAGGCCAAACGAAAAUGGACAUGUUUGUCGCAAAGGUGAAAAAUAUUGCUGGGAAACUCCCCUGGAAUAUGAAGAAGAAACGAAAUUUGGAUAGUUGUGAAAAGAUCGACGUUGAUCAGAAUGUGGUUGCCUGCCAUAAUGAGAGGAAGACAAGCAAGGUAUUUGAUGGGAGUUCCCUUAGUAUUCAGGAAGUUAUUGAUGAACCGUAGAGGGUCCAAGAUUCCGAAAAGUUUUUGUCUCAGCUAGAUAGAUCUUUAGAUUAAGGAUCACCGAGGUUACCCACGAAAGCUACAUAUAUAUAUACAUAUAUAUAUAUAUAUAUAUUUGUAUAUUUAUAUUUCGUCUUACUUGAAACAAUUUUCUUUCUUUUAAAUGUACGUGGUAUCAAAUUUCUUUAA